GGGCAUUUGUUGGAUGAACACGGAGGAAGCAAAGUACCGUCAGCAGCUUUGUUCUGUUGCAGCCGGUCACGAAAACGGCUAAAAUGCUCCCGGACGCCUACGGCUGCUCUGUGGCGAACAGGUACGGGGAUCUUCUGGAUGACGAUGCAGACCCGUUUGACUUGAUCAGCAAAGUGGAACUGGAGAAGGAGAAAAAGAAAAAGAAGGAGGAUGAGAAGAAAGGCAAGCAGAAAAAACCUGGUCAGAAGGAAUCGCAGAAAGACAGGCGCGUCCCCGUUGCGUCGGAUUGUCAAGACCCGGUUACAGUCCGCAAGCAGCAGCAGAGACGUCCUGGACUAGUGACUGAGAGUGGAGAUGGCAGAGAGGAGGCCCAGAGGAACACAAAGAGGGCUGCUUUUGGGGAACGUAGGGCCAUUCGACAGGACAAUCCACAGGAGUUUUCCAUCCCUAAGCCUUCCUAUAAUGCCGACUCUGACCAAUGGAGCAGAGGCGGGAUCAGAGGUAGGAGAGGAGCAAGAGGUGGAGGUGGAGGUGGAGGUGGAUACACAAGGAGCUCUGACAACUUCAACCUAAGGGGCAAGAGAGAGUAUGAUCGUCACAAUGGAACGGGUAUCUCUCCAGAGGAAAAGAGAGGAGGCAGAGGACCCUGGAACUGGGGUAGUGUUGAAGAGGGUGCCAGUGAAUUAAUGGAGGUGACCUCUGAUGCUCCAGUCAAAUCUGAAGAAUCACAAACGUCUGCAGAGGAAGACAAUCAGAAUAGAGCAAUGGAAGAAGAGGAUGGAGAGAUGGUGGUCCAGGUUGCCAUGGAGAUGACCCUGGACGAGUGGAAGGCCCUGCAGGAGACUAGUCGUUCCAAGGCGGCGUUUAAUAUCCGCAAAGCUGAGGACAAGAUUCCCUCUAAAGCCAAGGUCAUCCACCAGUCAAAGCAUGUGGAGAACUUGAAGGAGGGAAACCUGGAGGACAUUGAGGAUGAAGGCAACUUCCUCCGUAGGUCGGUAAAUGACAUCACCUCCCUUCUGGACAUCAAUUUUGGGAGUCUUGGACGUCCCAGUCGCGGCGGUCGGGGAAGGGGAGCACGAAGUGGCCCGGCUAGUCGCCCUGAGAGAGUCAAACCCAUUCUGGAGAAGGAGGACCAUCUGGCUCCUAACCCGGAUGACCCGGAGGACUUUCCAGCACUAUCAACAGGAAGAUAACUGAAUGCACUUCUCGUUACCUCCUGUGGGGAAUAUUGGUUGCACUUGCUAAAAAAAACACUUCAUAUUUCUGCUGCUCUUAAGGUUUGGGGUUUUAUUGUACUUGAUUUGUUUUGUUCUAUUGCACAGAAGGCACUAUUUGGCAUUUGACAUCUAAAAAUAAAUGCUUUGGCAAAUUUA
This is a messenger RNA of Plectropomus leopardus (leopard coralgrouper), 1373 nucleotides long. Its product is annotated as intracellular hyaluronan-binding protein 4.S-like. Gene Ontology annotation, molecular function: RNA binding. The record is from RefSeq and is a predicted model, not a curated record. Gene Ontology annotation, biological process: positive regulation of translational initiation; positive regulation of RNA splicing. Gene Ontology annotation, cellular component: cytoplasm; nucleus. NCBI's taxonomy places the organism in Eukaryota, Metazoa, Chordata, Actinopteri, Perciformes, Serranidae.